This is a messenger RNA of Canis lupus familiaris (dog), 4946 nucleotides long. It is a transcript of the gene MAP6, whose product is annotated as microtubule associated protein 6. Gene Ontology annotation, biological process: microtubule cytoskeleton organization; regulation of microtubule cytoskeleton organization; cytoskeleton-dependent intracellular transport. Gene Ontology annotation, cellular component: dendrite; axon; microtubule. Gene Ontology annotation, molecular function: microtubule binding; calmodulin binding. NCBI's taxonomy places the organism in Eukaryota, Metazoa, Chordata, Mammalia, Carnivora, Canidae. The record is from RefSeq and is a predicted model, not a curated record. The transcript is spliced from 3 exons. The coding region runs from base 672 to 1997 and encodes 441 amino acids.
UUUUUUUUUUUUUUUUUUUUUUUUUUUCCCUGCCGAGCAGUAGAUAAGGGUGGGGCCGCUUCCCUGCAGCAGACACGGAGCGGCAGUGGCUGCGGCACCAUCGGGAGAAGCGGCCGCAGCAAUGCUCGGUCUCCGCUGGAGGUGAUCGCCUCCGAGCCCUUUCUAGGUGGCUGGCUGCGACGGGACGCCUCGGAGAGGGGGAGCAGAGCCUCGUCCGUGGCCCCUGAGGCCACCCUGCUCGGCCCUUCCUCCACGCCAUGGCUUAAGCCCGCAGCCACCUCGCCUCGCGUCGCCUCGCUUGGCCGGGGUCCGCCGCCGCCGCCGCCGCAGGGAGGGGCGCGACCCAGACGCCCUCGCCCGGGGACCCCGGGACGCUGUGUGUCUCGCCCAGCGCUGCCGCAGCAGACUGCGCUCCCAAGACCUUUGCGGGCGGCUUCCGGAGGCGUCUGCAGCCGGUAAUCAAUCGGGGGACUUUACGGACUUUUGUCCCGGUGAUAGCUUGACCUUCCUGGGUGCUCUCUGAGGGAGAAGAGGAGGUAGCUCGGGCCGCCGAGGGAAAGGCUGUGGGAGCCGGACUGGCUGGUCGAGUGCCGAGGGACUGAAGUGAGGUUAGAGACUUGCUUUAGAACCACAAAAAAGAAAGAGGGAGGGCCAGCUUUGCAGCCCGCAUCAUGGCGUGGCCGUGCAUCACGCGGGCCUGCUGCAUCGCCCGCUUCUGGAACCAGCUGGACAAGGCGGACAUCGCCGUGCCGCUGGUUUUCACCAAGUACUCGGAGGCCACCGAGGCCCCCAGCGCCCCGCCGCAGCCGCCGCAGCCGGCGCACGCGCCCCCCUCGGCGCGGGCGGUCGCCAUAGAGACGCAGCCGGCCCAGGGCGAGUUGGAUGCAGUUGCCCGGGCAACGGGGCCGGCGCCCGGGCCUAGCGGCGAUCGCGAGGCGGCGGCGCCCCCCGGCCGCGGCGCGCCCGGCGCCGGCCCCGGCCCGGGCUCCGGCUCCACCUCGAGCGCGGGCCCCGCGGACUCGGUGAUGCGUCAGGACUACCGCGCCUGGAAGGUGCAGCGGCCCGAGCCGAGCUGCCGGCCGCGCAGCGAGUACCAGCCCUCCGACGCGCCCUUCGAGCGCGAGACCCAGUACCAGAAGGACUUCCGCGCCUGGCCGCUGCCGCGCCGCGGGGACCACCCGUGGAUCCCCAAGCCCGUGCAGAUCCCCGCGUCCUCCCAGGCGUCGGGGCCCAUCCUCGGGGCGUCCAAGCGCCGGCCGCAGAGCCAGGAGCGCUGGCCCGCGCAGGCCGCCGCCGAGGCCCCGGAGCAGGAGGCGACCCCUGGCGGCGCCGGGGGCCCCGCGGCGGGAAAGCCCUCGGGUGGGGACGAGCGCGACACACGCAGGAAGCCCGGGCCCGCCUGGAUGCUGCGCCGCGCCGAGGGGCAGGGGCCGGAGCCGACGCCGCCGCCGGCAGCCCAGGCCCAGGCCCAGGCCCAGGCCCAGGCCGCGGCCCCCGAGGCGGGCAAGGGGCGUGCAGCGGCCGACGCCCUCAACAGGCAAAUCCGCGAGGAGGUGGCGAGUGCGGCGGGCAGCUCCUACAGGAAUGAAUUCAGAGCAUGGACGGACAUCAAGCCUGUGAAACCGAUAAAAGCCAGGCCCCAGUACAAGCCCCCAGAUGAUAAGAUGGCUCAUGAGACCAGCUACAGUGCCCAGUUCAAAGGGGAAGCCAAUAAGCCGACACCAGCCGACAAUAAGGUCAUCGAUCGCAGAAGAAUACGCAGCCUCUACAGCGAACCUUUCAAGGAACCCCCAAAGGUGGAAAAACCUAGCGUUCAGAGUUCCAAACCAAAAAAGACCUCAGCGACCCAUAAGCCCCCGAGGAAGGCCAAAGACAAGCAGGUGGUGUCGGGCCGGGCCUCCAAGAAAAAGAGCGCAGAGGGCCCCAGCGCCACCCAACCCGACGACAAGGAGCAAAGUAAAGAGAUGAACAAUAAACUGGCUGAGGCUAAAGAGUAAAUUUCACUGCACUUUCCUUUUAUUCUUCUCCCCCCCCCCUUUUUUUUUAAACCAACCAACCAACAAAAAAGGCCACAAAAUUGCUUAGAGGCUUCUCCUCUGCCUUGGUCCUGAGUGUUCCAGGAGCUCUUGGGUUUGGUUUCAUAGACGGAGCGCAUGCCUCGUCCUCCAAAUCUAGACUGGCCGGGCUAAGUGCGGCUCGGGCGUCCAUGCCGCGGGGGCCCCCCGGAACACCAGGAACCCCGGGAAGCGUUGUUCACUGGUUGUGCCUCCCACAGCAGGUGGGACUGCUCGCUGGCUGGUGAGGGAGGCAGGUGGGCCUUAGUGCAGAGGCGCUUCCUCACGGCCGGAAGAGUCCCAGUGGCACCUGGGCAUGCCCGUAGGGUGCCCUCCUCUUCUCCCCCCACCCCAGGUCUGUGUCAGUGAUCCAUUCUGAACCUUAGGUAAAUGCGUUCUUUUCCAAAAUUCAAACGGUUAUCACGAGCUAGAGAAGCUCGCCUUCGGGGCUUCGGUGAUUGACAACAUUUCUGGAAAUAUCAAGAAAGCAAAAAACCUUGGCCUUAAUGUCCAUAAAGUGAAUUGUGUCUGUUAAGUUUAAGUGAUUUUUUUUUCUAGGCUUUUCUGUUAGAAACGUGGGACUGCGUUUAGUUUCCUAUCAGUGGGCUUUGCGUUGUACUCUAAGUCCUAGAUAUGCCCCUGGUGACUAAAGGCAGGCCAGGGUGAGAAGGUUAGGUGUUUGAAGUGCAUUUUAGAUAUAAUGGGAAGAUGAAAACAACGAGGAGAUUGUUCUCUGUUUACCCUCAGCCCAUCCAGUGCUACCAAUUUUGCAGAGCAACUGGUUACAAAUGACUGAGGCAGAGAAAGUUCAGGGGGUAGGGGUAGUGUAUUUAGAAUGUGGCUUCCUUGCUUCUGAGAAACACAAGGUGGGAAGUAGGAUGUAGUAACAAGUGUGGCGAUGUUCACUCUCCCUCCCUGAGCUGUGUUUGCUCUGUUCCUUGGAGAGGACAGAGGAUUCUGGGCUUCAGGUUAGUGGAGGAGUCUGUGGCUUAGCUAAAGAUUAGGAGAGUUCCCUACUAAGUGAUUAGCAAGAAUUUUUGACCUCACUGAUGAAUAUGAAGCAGCUCUCGCUGUAUCGUGUUUCGCGUGUCUGUGUGGCCAGCGCCCCCUGGGGUGGCAAGUGGCACCUUAGUUGUGCUAGCGUUGUGUUGUAGGCAUUAGUCAGAGAGUUGUAAAAAGACCCCUAGUGCUCACAAGGGAACCCAAAAUACCUACCAGAAAAAUUGCAUUUGCAAACCUUGUGACAUGUCCAUUGCUCGGUAUGCUUUGUUACUCCUGUGCUUUAAGUCCUUACCGUUGCCAACACCGUGACGUGGCUGGGCUGUCGUCUGGUGCCACGCCUCUGCUGUGGAAGGACAUUGGUGGUGAGCAGGGUCCCGGAGCUCCUCACCGCCGCAAUCCCUUUCAGUCCUCGUGGUGUGGAGGACGCAGGGCCUCCACCAGGCCUCUCCUGUUCUGACCAUUCAAGCAGCAAAGUCUCUGUUUACACCAUUCUGUUGGUCACCUUGGGGCUGAUUGAGAAGUCUUUUGCAGAUUCAUUGAGUGUGUGCUUUGUGGGCCACAUCUGUUAAGAGAACAAGACUCCUGGAAAUGAGGUGCUCAGCCAGGCCCACUGUCAUCUUCCUUUCUAUCUCAGGGUGUGGAACUGAGAUGAAGCUUCACAGCAGUUGGAAAAUAUUAGGGAGUUUCAGUGUUUGUGCAUCAUGAAUUUUGAAGCCUGUCUGGAAAUGACCAGAGCAGAUCUGAGUACUGAUCCUAGCUAUUUGCUAGCUAACCUUAACAUUAACCAGAGAGCUCUGUCAACAUGAUCUUAACUUUACCCAGAUAAUUUGCCAAUGUAUGUUCAUUCCCUCAAGGUGUGGCAUUAGUCAGGCAUGUUCAUGUUAGCCACAAUCUGGAUUUCUCCAUAGAACAGUCAUAUAUGCUUUGCAGAUCAAGUAAAUCAAAACUUCCGAUGCCCAGAGGAAUAGUGGUUCCACCUUUGAGUACUGAUUGCCUGUGUGCCAGACGCCAUGCUAGACGUGCUGGGUACCAUACAUAAAUCCGUCCCCACAGCAGCACAACCAGAAGAAUACUUAGGACUUGAUCUCUGUGUCUGAGUCAAGUUUGUUUGCCCAAAUUGUAGCUUCCCACCCUCCUUGCAGCCCCAGGCACUGAAUUUCCAACCCCGGUCCCCUUGCAGCUUCAGAUGUGACCUAAUGUCUUUCCAACCCUUCAGGCUCCCCGUCUUUUUAACUCCCACAACUGAGAAAACUCUGAUUUGUAGUCCACUUUGACUCUUGAAUGUGUCACUUCAUGGCUAGAAACUUCUUUGAUUUCUACUGUUUACAAAUAAAACUCAGCCAGUCUCAUUCUGUAUCCCAAACAUACUGAUCGAAACUGAUUCUGGUUUCACAAAACAGUGUUUCGGUUUUGCCUUUCUGAAGAUGACCAAGCUUCCAAUGCCUGUCUCUCCCUUUCCGUAAUCUCCCUACCGAUUCCUGAGCUCCCCUGGCAAGAGAGCGAGGCCUGAAGCUUUCCUAUUGUCUGCUUCGCUUGCCUGCAAAAAUAAUCCCUAAGGCUGUGUGUUGGCUCCCCCAAGUGUUUCGUUAUCUGCUGGUGCUUCCAACAGGUCCGUUCUACCUUUGCCUCUCCAAGGCAGACAGGAAGUGUCUAAUUACGAUUUUGUGGCCUGGAUUUUGUUGCAUACCACAGAUUGUCUAUGUAAUGUGUAGCGCACACCUCUCUUGGUGCUAAUUCAUUCCUGCUGUUAGUAAGAAAAUGACGACAAAUAUUCAUGUAUAGCCAAUUGAUUGUGACGUGCUUGUGGUCUGUGCUUGCUCAGAAACAAACAAACAAACAAACAAACAAACAGUUUUUUUUUUCCAAUUACAAAUAAAUGCUAAAGACGAA